GGAAUGACUAACUACCAUAGACAGAACUUUUCAUAUGCAAAAUCGCUCUAAAAUUUAAACCGAGUGAAUUACAUUUGAAGAACCAGAGUUUGGUUACUUUCGGUGUAGCAGUCCUCCUAAAACACUCUCCAAAUCCGAAAAUCGAGCUCCGAAAUAGUAAGCACUUUGCAAUCUGACAGUCGCCCCGGAUUAGGGUUUCGACGAGGAACUCGAAGGCAGAAAGACAGCAAUGGCUCGGAAUGAAGAGAAGGCUCAGUCUAUGCUUAAUCGUUUCAUCACUUUGAAAGCCGAGGAGAAGAAGAAGCCGAAGGAGCGUCGUCCGUUCUUGGCUUCAGAAUGCCGAGACUUAGCCGAGGCCGAUAAGUGGCGCCAGCAGAUCAUGCGCGAGAUCGGUCGCAAGGUUGCUGAGAUUCAGAACGAGGGCCUCGGCGAGCAUCGCCUCCGGGACCUCAAUGACGAAAUUAACAAGCUUAUACGAGAGAAGUCCCACUGGGAGCGCCGUAUCGUGGAGCUCGGUGGCCCCAAUUACGCUAAGCACUCCGCCAAGAUGACUGACCUAGACGGCAAUAUUGUGGACGUUCCAAACCCUAGCGGCCGUGGCCCUGGCUACCGGUAUUUUGGCGCGGCAAAGAAGUUACCGGGGGUUCGGGAGCUGUUCGAGAAGCCGCCGGAGCUGCGGAAGCGGCGGACGAGGUACGACAUUUACAAGAGAAUUGAUGCGAGCUAUUAUGGGUAUAGAGACGAUGAGGAUGGGGUUCUGGAGAGGGUGGAGGUGCCUGCGGAGGAUAAAAUGAGGGCAGAGGCGGUGGCAGACUGGCGGAGGAUGGAAGAGAUAAGGAAGGAAGCAAAGAGGUCAGUGAAGAGCGGCGAAGUGGUGAUAGUGGCGAAGGAGGUGUUGUUUGAGGAGGAGGAGGAUGUGGUGGAGGAAGAAAGGAGAAGUGAGAGAGAGAGGGAAUUGCGGGAGAGGAGUGAGAAGGAAAAGGAGUUUGUGGUACACGUGCCUUUGCCCGAUGACAGAGAGAUUGAGAGAAUGGUGGUGGAGAAGAAGAAGAUGGAGCUGUUGAGGAAGUAUACUAGUGAGGGACUUUUGGAGGAGCAGAGCGAGGCCAAGCAGAUGCUCAACAUACAGCGUUAGGUUUGGACCCCAGACUCCACAUAAAGAUGAGCAGUACAGUAAAAUCUAUGACCCGUCUAUGGACCCAAUAGUCAAUCCACAAAAUAAGCAUUGUUUAAGAGAGCGGAAUUACUGGAUGGAUUGUCAAGAAAAAGGUUGCACAAAGUCGCGUGAUCAUUCACUUUCUUUUGGCUUUUGCAUCCAGUGUCAUAGAUUUCUUGAUACAAAUGGUGCUCCAGUAUGCUGGUAGUCAUUUUAUUAGGAAUUUUACAUCGGUAGCUAAACUCAUGGUUUGAUAGUCGAAAUUCUUGUUAACUAAUUUCCCUUCAUUUUGUGCUAAUAUGAUGAAAGAAAUUAUUAUUUGAAGUUGUUCAUUGAUAGAGAUAUCUGUGCUUUUUUCAACUUAGAUUAUAAGAUUAGUUUGUAAGUAGAAUGAAAUUUUAAACAUAGAUGUUUGUAGCAUAAAUUUAAAGUGUGGUUCAGCAAUCAAAUCAUUUCUGGUUGUGUCUA
Messenger RNA from Humulus lupulus (European hop), 1624 nucleotides. RefSeq lists its product as uncharacterized. Gene Ontology annotation, cellular component: catalytic step 2 spliceosome; Prp19 complex; post-spliceosomal complex. The transcript is spliced from 2 exons. NCBI's taxonomy places the organism in Eukaryota, Viridiplantae, Streptophyta, Magnoliopsida, Rosales, Cannabaceae. Gene Ontology annotation, biological process: generation of catalytic spliceosome for second transesterification step; mRNA 3'-splice site recognition. Bases 230 to 1135 code for a protein of 301 amino acids. The record is from RefSeq and is a predicted model, not a curated record.